UUUCCAAAACAUAGAAGUUGGAAGCGAAGCAAAAGUCAAUGUCUUCCUCGUACGAGUCGUGGAGAUCUGCUGCCACUAACAGGAGACCAACUCAUCCCACUGACAAUCCCAAGAUUCCUGGACCCAUUUAUGCGGACCUUGAUCCGGCUCCGAGGCCAAAACCCGUCAUUCAAUUGCUCGCCUUCGGGUUCAUCAUAUUUCUCGGCCUCCUCCAAUUCUUACCCGCUUCCCAUUUCCGUGACCCCUCAGACCCUUACAGAAAGUGGGUCCCUUUCAACUCCGACGCUUCUUCUUAUUCCACUUCAAAAGAUGGAGGAAACCCCACAUUGUUCAGGGCCAAUGAUGAAGAAGAAGGGAUGGUACAUGUUGUUUCAUGGAUGGAUUGUUUGGACCUUAAAGUGCUGGCAGUUCUUGCCAACUCAACUCUUUCAAGUUCAAGAUACCCAGACUUAGUUCACUUUCAUUUCUUUACACCUCAAGGGGAUAAAGACAAAGUUUCCUUCUAUAAGUUGAAAGUAUUAUUCCCACAUUCAAACCUUGAACUUCAUGGGCAAGAGGAAGUGAAAGAAAUGAUUAGGACCGCUACUUCUGAGGCAGAAUAUGACAGCCUCAAAUUUGAGGAAAUAGCACCUUUUGUUAUACCAAGAGUCCAUCAGUCACUAAGAAAAUUCAUAUACGUUUCAGCCAGUCUAAUUUUGAAGGGAAGAGUAGAAGAACUAGCUGGAAUUGACUUAAGCACCCAUGCUGUUGCAGCUGCUGAGGACUGCUCUAAAAGGCUAAACAGCUAUGUGAACUCAGAUGUUUUGGGUGCUAUUCAAAGAUCGACCUCAAAGCCAUGGGCAUCUGUGACACCCUAUGUGAAGGAUACGUGUAUGCCUGAAUUAAGUUUGCUUUUGAUUGAUGCAAGGAAAUUGGACAAGGAGUUUUUGGAGGCUGUCUUGUGGUGGAGUAAAGUUCUGAAUUGGAGUGACAGGAGCAGUAAAGAAAAUCCAGCAAUAACAUUGGCACUCUAUAACAGAUACCUGAAGCUUUCAAAUUCCUGGUUGGUGAAGGAGCCAGCAUCACUAGAAAUCAUUGAAAAGAGUACGGUUGUUCAUUAUGAUGGGCCCAAGAUUGUUUGCUCUGAAUUUGGAAAUGACACUAUUCCAGGGCCAUCUCAUGGAAAUUUAUGGAUAAAUUACCUUCCUUCAAUGUCAAAUCAGAUCUUGGGCAGCUAGAAUAAUUUGUACGAAUCUUGUAGAAAUGUAAAGCUGAAUGAACAUCAUGUAUCAUGUGGCCUUAAAUGUAUAAUCCGAGUCGAGCACAAGGUCAUUGAUAGCUGCCAUUUAUUGAAAUUGCAUUGUUUGUUUUUUUGAAUACAGUGGGAUCUAUGGUUUGUGAUCAUUGAUGUAAAUUUCAGCAAUGAAGA
Messenger RNA from Durio zibethinus, 1408 nucleotides. RefSeq names its product putative galacturonosyltransferase 6. Gene Ontology annotation, cellular component: Golgi apparatus. The record is from RefSeq and is a predicted model, not a curated record. Gene Ontology annotation, molecular function: glycosyltransferase activity. Lineage: Eukaryota; Viridiplantae; Streptophyta; Magnoliopsida; Malvales; Malvaceae.